AUGGACAAGAGAAAAAAGAAAAACAAAAAAACGGAAAUAAAUGAUCCUGGUGAUGAAAUUAAUAAUUCUGAAAAAGAAAAAGGGGGCACACAAUUUGAUGAGUCAUAUCCGUUUGAUAAUUCUGAACCUAAUCACAUAAAUGAAAAUCAUAAUCUUAAUGAUGAUAAACAAAAACAUGCUAAUAUAAAAAAUACUAGUGAAAAAAAAAGUAAAAAUACAAUCAACUCUUUUGAAAAUGAUAUACAUGAAUUUUUACCACAACAUGUGGAUAAUAAUUCAGACAUUUUUCACAUAAACAAAGUUAAUAAAAUCGAAGAAAAUAAUAUAAAUAAUAAUGAACAAAAUAGAGAUCCUAAUGAUCGUCCUGAUCCCAAAGGGAAUGAUGAAAGUGAUUUUGAAAAAAAUGAUAAAAAUAAUAAUUUAUUAGUUACAAAUGAAAAUGUUAAUAAUCAUUUUGAAAACAGUGAUGGAAAUAGUAAUCAACAAUUAAAUAAAAAUGACGAUAUAGAUGAAUAUAAUGAACAUUCAAAUAAAAGUGAGGAUACUGAUGAGGAUAGAAGUGGUCGAAAAAAAAGAUCUGUCAAAGAUAAUGUCUAUGAAGAUUUUAUAAGGGAGUAUAAAAAUUUACAAUCCCUAUUUUCAUAUAAUAAAACUAUAAUGAAUGAAAGUUUUGAUCCAAUGCCGAGUAUUUCUGAAGACGACAAUAAUAACAGCGAUAAAAAUGAUAAUGAACACAAUGAAGAUAUAAAAACUCCCUUUGAUGAAAAUGUAAAUAAAAGUGCAACAUCAUGUAAUCAUGCAAACCCUGAUUAUUCAGCUACAUAUAAUUUAAACAAUGAUGCAGCUGCUAUAUCGGAUGCAAACAAAACUAGAGAAAAGACCAAUGAACAAGCACGUGAACAAGCGCGAGAAAAAAAGGUAGACGAAACCAACAAUCACCACGCCUCGAACCAGUUAAAUUACCCAACCAAUAAUGAUGCUAAAGAAAAUGAAAAUAAAAGUCUUUUGAGUGAGAAGGAAAAUGAAAAUGAUAAAGAGAAGACAGUAGAAGCUAAAAAUAAUGAUACCCAUUUUGGUGAAGAUAAGGAACAUAUGGAAUUAAAAAAAGAAAUUAAACAUAAAGAAUCUGAAAAUCAAGAAAAUAAACAAAAUAAACAAAAUAAACAGAAUAAAGAAAAAGAAAUAAAUGAUAAUGUCCCAGAAAAUGAAGAAAAUAUAAUAUGGAAAAAAGAAAAAGAUAUCGAUGAAACUUCUAAAAAAAAAGACGAUCAUUAUAUACAAAAAAAAAAUACAAUCACACUACAACCACAAGAAAUAAAUUCAAGUAGCAAUAUAAGUGUAGCUAGCAUAAUUAAUGACAAUCUUAAUGAUUAUAAUCUUUAUAAAAAAAAUAUAGCAAAAAUGGAUAUAGAUCAAAUUCCCAAUGAUUUAAAAAAAAAAACACAUCACUCAAUUGAUAAUAAUGAACAUAAAAAUAAUCGAAUAAGUGCAGAAAUUCAAAAAAGCAAAAGUGAAACAAAUAAUAUAAAAAUUAAAAAAGUAGAAAAAGAAAUGGAUAAUCAAAAUUUUUAUAUAAACAUUUUAGAUGAAAAUGGUAAGGAUAAUUCCAAAAAGGACUUAUAUUUAAAUAAUUCAUUUUAUUCAUCAAAGCGUGAUAAUAAUAAUAAUGCUAAGGUAAAGAGUGCUAAACAUGUAGACGAGAUAAAUCCCAAAAUAAAAAAAGUGAGUAAACAUCAAGUUACCUCUGAUGAAGGUAGCGAAAUUGAUGAAAUUGGUCAUGAUAAUUAUAGCAAACAUCGAAAAAAAGAUAUUAAAAAAAAAAAAAUGGAAAAAAAAAAUAAUAAUACUGAAAAUACAUUCGAUUCAAAAUAUCUAAACGAUGACAAUAUUAGUCUUUCUUAUUUUACUGAAGAUAAAAAAGAAGAUUAUGAUUCAAAUCAUGAAACCAAAGAAACAUCCCAUGAAUAUGGAAAAGUUAAGAAACAUAUAAGAGAACAUAAAGAAACAAAUAAAUAUAAAACUGUCAACCCUACAAUUGUGAAUAAAAUAAAAAAUAUAAACAAACAUACAGAUUUUAAUAUAAAUAGUUUAGAUAACCAACUAUGUAAAUUAGAUUCACCAAUAAAACGUGACAAACAUCAUAAAGAGACAACGAAAAAAAAAUCAAUCCAAACUUCAAGCUCAGUUAAAAAAAAACAUACUAAACAUAGUAGUAAAAGAAAUAAAAGAGAAGACGAUGGAAAUAAUAGUGAUAUGAAAGAAUGGGAAUCCAAAUUUCUUGAAGAAGACGAAGAAGAUGAUGAAGAAGAUAAUGAUCCAUAUUUGGCAAUUAUAAAUGAAAAAAAAAAAAAAAAAGAAAGUAAACAUUCAAAGAAAAAAAAAAUACAUACAGUAAAUGAAAGUUUUAAUAAUUCCAUAUCUUCAGUUGAUGAUACUCAAAGUGGACAAGAAGAAGAUGAAAAUGAUCAAGCUAUGCAACUUGGAUUUUUUAAUUUUUUUGAUAAAAGAAAAAAUAAUGAACAUAUAGUAAAUAUACAAAAAGAAGAUAAUGAAUUCGAAAGAGAAGAAUUAAAUUAUAAAAAAAAAAAAAAAAAAAAAAAAGAACAUAAUCGAAAGUCGAAUGAUAUAUUAAAAGAUGAUGCUAAAUUUGAAAAUAAUAUAAAUAACUUUUUUAGUUCUUUUUGGGAUAGUAAAAAUUUAAAAAAAAAUAAUAAAGAAGAUUUAUACAACCUUAAUAAUGAAAAUAAUAAAGACAUGUAUUCAGCUAGCAAAAUGGAAAAGAAAAUGAAUAAACCAUAUCUUUAUAUUUCAAAAGAAGAUAACCUAAAUGAACAAAUAGAUAGAUUAAGAAGAGAGAUCGCUCAAAAUAAUAUUUUAGACGAGCAUGAUAAACAUAUAGAUGAAAGAAAAAAUGACAUUAGAAAAUUACUUCAUUGGGAAGAUGAAAAAAAAGGAAAACAUACUAGCAAAGAUGAUAAAAAAGAAAGAGAUAAAUUUCGAGAAAAAGAUAAAAUAAAAUAUCGAGAAAAAAUGAGCUAUCCCAAUUAUGAAUAUAAUAAAAAUUAUGUUGAAGAUAGACAUAAAUAUAAAAAAAAUAAUUUGGAAAAUUAUGAUGAAUCAUUUAAUCCGUAUUCGAUCGAAGGAUAUAACUAUACUAGUAGUGAUCAUGAAAAAAGAGAAAGUGAAUUAAAACGAGUUUACAAUAAGCAUGAAAGAAAAUAUAUGGAUGGAAUGGGUUUAAAUAAAAAUUAUGAUGCAAGUUUAAAAAAAAAACACCAUAAAAAUGAAGACAAAGAAAAUAAUUAUUACUUAGAAAACAAUAAUGAUAACUCUACUGUAAAUAAUAAUGGCUACACUACAAAAGGGCUUGGAUUUUUUUCAAGUAAUUUUUUUCAUUUAAAAAAAUUAAUAGAAAAAAAAAAUGUUGAAAAUAAUGAUUCAAUAAAAAGAGAAAAUCCAUUAGAUAAAUUUUAUGAGAAAAAUGAAAAUAAUUCAAAAAAUGAAAAAAAAAAAUUAAGUUCUUUUGAUAUAUUUCAAAAACUUAUAAAUAAUAAAGGAGGGUCAAAAUAUGGGAAAAUCGCUGAAUCUUAUAAAAGAGAAAACAAUAAUGUUGCAGAAGAACUUUAUCAUCUUUCAAGAGGAAAAGGAAGUAUAAAUGAAUAUACAAACCAUCAUGAAACAGCACAAAUAAGUGAUGGAUAUAGUGAAAAGGUAGGGCAUAAUGAUAUAGAUGAUUAUACAAAUUUUCAAACUUAUAGAAGAAAUCCAGAUGAUCGCGAUCGAAGAUAUUAUAAAGAUAGACGUGGUGAAUAUCAUGAAAAUGAAAAACAUGAAAAAAAUAGUAAACAUAAAAAACAUUCUGAAUAUAAAUGGAAAAAAAUAAACAAAGAAUUAAUAAAUGAACAUACAGACAAUAUUGAAGAUGAUGAAAAAUCUUUGAAAUUUCGAAAAAAUUUUAAUUCAAAUGUAACUAGAACAGUGUCAAAUGAAAGUAUGGUAAAUGAAUUUGGUAUGGAUAAAUUAAAUCAACAAUUUACAGAUGAUGAAAAAAAUGAAAAUAAUAAUUUAAAUAAAUAUGAAGAAAAAGAUGAUGAGAUUUAUGAAAAUGGUGAAAGCUUUUUAUAUUCUAUUGACAAUUUUAAAAUUGUUAAAAAUAUUCUACUAUCUUUAGAAUUAACUAAUGAUAAUAAAAUUAAUAAAAUUCGAAAAAUAUUAUUUUAUUCCUCUAGUGAAGAAAAAAAAAAAAUUAUGGAUGAAAUUUUAAAUACUCUCUACAUAUAUCCACAAUUAUAUGUAUCUUGUAUAAUUUGUUUGUUUUAUUUAUUUAUACUAGAUAAUGAUUUAUUUGAAAGAAAAUUUUCACCAGAAGAUUUAGUCUACCUAUUUAAUGACAAAAUAGAUUUUCGUUAUGCUGAAUGGUUUUUAAAAACAUAUUUAUUUUACAAAUAUAAAUUUUCAAACUCUUCAAAUUCAUAUUAUGAGCAUAAAAUUAAUAUUUGUGAUGAUGAAUUAUUUGAUGAAUCUCUCAAGUUUAAAGAUGCUGCAAUUGGAAAGGACAAAAUGCCAAAAACAGAAAAAGUGAAAAAUGAAAAAACUGGCGAUAUAAACAGCUUAAUUAGUGAAAAAGAUGAUACACGUGGUAAUUCAACUUUAGAUGGUAUAGAAGGAAAUGAAAAGGGAAAAAAAAAAAAAAAAAUAAAAAAUAUGAUAUGCGAUAAUUUUUUUGAAUCAUAUAAUUCAAGUGGAGAUUCAAUGGAUAAUUAUGUUUAUUGUCAAAAUGAAAAAAUAGAAGAACGAAGUAAAAAUAAUGAAUUAGAUAAACAUCCUGAAAGAAAAAUAGAUGAAAUUUGUAAUAAAAUUGAAACAAAUGAAUAUGUAGGAUAUAAUGAAUGUAAAAUGUUAUUAAAAAUAUGUUUAACUAAUGAAAAUAUUCAAAAUAUUAAAAUGUUAUCUGAAAGUAAAAUAAGAAGUUUAGUUAUUUCCAUCUGGCUAAAUAUCCGUUGUUCUAGACCCAAAAAAUAUUUUCUAAAAUUAAUAUACAAUUGGAUAAAUAAUAAAAAUGAUGACUUUAAUAAAAAAAAAAAUUUAUUUAAUUUGCUGAAAGCAGAAAAGAAACAUAAUAAAAAAAUAACAAAAGCAUGUUUUAAUUAUUUUUUAAAAUUUUUAAUAAAAUAUAAAGAAAAUUGUUCAAAUGAUAUUAUAUAUACUUUAUAUUUAAUAGAUGAACAUGAAUUAAAAUUAUAUUCAAAAAAAUUUAUUGAAAAAAAUCAAAUUAAUAUUAAUCAAUUUAUAUCUAUAUGGAAUAUAAUGUGUAUAUUAUUUUGGGAUACUAAAAAAAUACAUAACUUUACUUUUUCAAAAACUAAUACUAAUAAUUAUUAUUACGAUUUUAUGCUUAUAUUUUUAAAAACAUUCUAUGAAUAUAUAUUUUCAGCUAAUUCACAAAUGUCACAAAAUAUGUAUUUUAAAAAAAUGAGUAAUAUUAGUGGGGUAUCUACAAUCAAUUUUUCAAACAGAAGUUAUAAUAAACUUUCUUCUAAAGCUUCUUCAACAUAUGCUGAAUCACAAAACAAAGGAAAUUACAAUGAUGAGUCCGACGAUUUCAACCUUUUUGAUGUUGAAAAUAUUAUCAAAGAUUUCAAUUUUAAUGAUAUUGUUAAUGUUGAAGUAAAUUCAAAAAAUUUAAUGCAUUCCCCUCGUGAUCACAUUCACGAUUCCCAGGGAACUCAUCCCUCCGAGUCCAUGGAGUCAGAAAACCGAGAGGAAGCUGAACAGUCCGAGCAAGCCAAGGAAAACACAAUCGGAAUAAAAAACAUGCUCAAAUUCAUAAUACAAAAAAGCAAAAAGGAAAAAAAUAUGAUAUGCUGUAGUGAUGUUAAUGAAGUUAAAUUGCUAGUAUUUUUAGGUAUAUGUAUAAAAAUAGUUAUAUGUAGAAUUUCAAAUUUAUUAAACGCAAAAGCAUGUUUAGAACAAUUUUACUACUUCAUAAAUCAUAAAGUAUUGGGUUUAAAAAUAUUUAGACAUUCUCAUAUAGUUUUAGUUUAUUUUAUUCCGUUUUUCAAAAAAUAUUAUUUUUUAUGGAAAUUUAUUGAGCAUGAAAUAGAUCCAGAAAUUAUUAAACUCAUAAAUGCAAUUAUAAAUAACUUAGAGAACUUACAAAAUAAUAUUGGAAAUAAUCCCAUGUUAUAUCCAUACAAUCGUAGUAAUACAUCAUUACCUGAAGUAGAACAUUUUUCUCUCCCUUCAAAAGAUAAAAAUUUAAAUCAUAUCUUUAAUAAUUUUUCUAACCAAUGUAAAACGCAUGAUUAUAAAACAGGCUUCUCUCACAGCAUAUCAGUAGAAAAUGCCAAUUCAAAACAAAACAUGUUUAUGCAUCAACAAAAUAAUUUAUCAAUGGGUUCUGAUUUACCAGAAGCAGAUCUAUUUAAUCUAAAAAAUAAUAAAAAAAAAAAAAAAAAUACUGAACAUUUUGAAGAUUCACAUAACAAAAACAGACGACAUCCUCAUGAUUAUUCUGAAUUUAAUUUAAAUAAAAAUUUUCAUAAAAACCUAAUUAAUAAUAUUAAUUAUUUAAGACCGAACUCUUUAUUUAAUACCAAUGAAAAUUGUGAUCAAGGUAUUACAUACGAUGACAUGUUUAGAGAUAAUGAUAGUGAAAGUGAAGAUAAUUAUUUUGAUAAAGAUAAAAAUAAAAUUUGUAAUGUUAAAGAAUAUAUUACAAAUUUACAUUUUAAUAAUUUGCCAGAUGAUCCUACUUCUUUGAAAAAUGAUGAUGAACAUAAAAAAUCGGAAGAUAAAAAAAAAAAAAAAAAAAAAUUAAAAAAUGAAAAUAGUAAAGAAGAACAAGAAAACGGAGAAGAAGAAAAUAGUAAUAAUAAAGCACAACAAAAAGAACAUAAUAAUAUUUCAAAAUUAAAUGAUCAAAAUGAUGAUAUUUCAUUUUAUAAUAUGCCAGAUAAUGAACAUGCAGAAAAUAAAAUAACAAACAAUACUAGCAAUACUCGAAAAUAUAUGCAUGAAAACAACUUUAAUGAAUAUAAAAAUGGAAAUAAAAAAGGAUUACCAACCAGUUAUACUCAUAAAGACGGCUCAACAAGUUUUGAUGAAGAUAAAUAUAGACAAAGUAAUCGAUCAAAUACUCCUCAAAGUAAUGGAAUUAAAAAAUUUCCUACUAUUUCCUAUGAAGAUGCUGAUAAUUCAAAUAAUAUGAUGGAUAAAAAAACACAAAAAAAUUAUAUAAAUAUAGAAUUCGAUAGAGAAAAAAAAGAAAAUAUUGUAUCAUCGAAAAAGUUAAGUAAUAUUGAAAAUAUUAAAGGAUUUAAUAAUGGUGAUAAUUAUAAUAACAACAAUGAAACAAUAAAUAAUCCUAGAACGAUUCAAACCAAUGCUCAUACUACUAGCUAUAACAGAAGUAAUAAUAUGAGACCAAAUGAUUAUGAACAAUUUAUAAGAGAGAAAGAUAAAAAAAAAGAUUUAAAUAUUUUACAAAGAAAAGGAAUAUCUCUUGUUAAUUCUACAACAAAUAAUAAUUAUGAAGAAAUAAAUAUAGUUAAUAAUAAUGUAGAAAAAAAUAAACAAAUUAAUUCAGAUAAAUUAAUACAAAAACGACCUAAAUAUUUAAUGCUACCAAUUGAUACAAUUGAAUUAAAAAAAAUGCAAAAAGGAAAAUUACGACAUCCACCUGUCGGUUUAAUAAAUCUAGGAAACACUUGCUACUUAAAUAGUUUAUUACAAGCAUUAUAUAAUACUGUUUCAUUUGUUGUUAAUCUAUACAUUUUUAAUAUUGAUGAUAGUAAAGAUUUAAAACAUAUUAAUAAUAAAAAUAUCUCUAAUGAAAUGCCCAUUAAAGAUAAAUUAUCAUAUAGCCCAACCAAUACAAAUAUAAAUAAUUAUACAGCAAGCUUACUUUCAAAACGAUUUUUAUAUGAACUCAAAAUAUUAUUUAAAUUAAUGACUACAACAAAUAAAAAAUAUGUUUCACCAGAUAAUAUUUUAGGUAUACUUCCUCAAGAACUUAACAAUAGAAAUCAACAAGAUGUUACGGAAUUAUUUAGAUAUACAUUUGAACAAUUAGGAGGAUCAGAAAAAAAAUUUCUAAGAUUAAUAUUUUCAGGAGUUGUUAUACAAAAAGUUCAAUGUCAAAAAUGUUUAUUCAUUUCAAAAAAAGAAGAAAUUAUUCACGACUUAUCAUUUCAUGUUCCUGCAAAAUCAAAUAAAAAACAGUCUAUCCAAAAAUUCUUUGAUACAUAUAUUCAAAAAGAAAAAAUUUAUGGCAACAAUAAAUACAAGUGCUCAAAAUGUGACAAAAGACGAAAUGCCCUCAAAUGGAAUGAAAUCAUAUCCCCCCCUUGCCACCUCAUAAUAAUUCUUAACAGAUACAACUGGUCGUUUAGCUCGAAUGAAAAGAAGAAAAUAAAGACGCAUGUCAAGAUUAACAAAAAGAUAGUUGUAAACAAUUUUGAUUAUCGAUUGUAUGGAGCAAUAAUUCACAGUGGUGUGUCAGCAUCAUCAGGCCACUAUUAUUUUAUUGGAAAGAAAUCAGAAAAAGGUGAUAAUUCAAAAAAUGAAUGGUAUCAAAUGGAUGAUUCAGUUAUUACUAAAGUUAGUUCUAAAUCUAUAAACCGAAUUUCUAAAGAUCCCUCAAAUGAUCAUACUCCUUACGUUUUAUUUUAUCGUUGUAAACAAGCUCCGGUUUCCCCAAGCUUAUACUUUUAA
Messenger RNA from Plasmodium vinckei vinckei, 8715 nucleotides. RefSeq names its product ubiquitin carboxyl-terminal hydrolase 1, putative. The record is from RefSeq and is a predicted model, not a curated record. Gene Ontology annotation, biological process: protein deubiquitination. The coding region runs from base 1 to 8715 and encodes 2904 amino acids. Gene Ontology annotation, molecular function: cysteine-type deubiquitinase activity. The transcript has 3 exons. NCBI's taxonomy places the organism in Eukaryota, Apicomplexa, Aconoidasida, Haemosporida, Plasmodiidae.